UUGUCUACAAAAUGGUUUAUUUACUUUUGAGUUCUGACUUUUUCAAAAAUUUCUGCAAAUAAAACAAAAUCAUAGAAAAACGUCACGGAAUUACGUACGCAGGUAGAGUUAGCUGGCCAGGCCGAAUAGUUUCGAACUUAACAAGCUAUCACAUCUUUUAGAGCAAAUAAUUUUUGUACAAAUUCGUAUACUUGUUCAAUUUUCGCAUGCUCGUCUUCACUCUUUUAGACACGUUUUUCAGAUAACCCCAAAAUCGAUGUUUUCGGCUGUAUGUACAACAGUUAUAUUUUCAUAAUGAAUCAACGUUCACAGCUGAGACACUUUUCAUUUUGUAGACAAAUGCUUAAUCUACUUAAUCAUCUAGUUACAAUUCUAGAUUAGCUUAUAGCUUUUUUGCCAUAAUUUUUUGAAAUGAAAGAAAAUAGGAGACUGUUAACUCGACAAGCCGUAUGGAUCCCCAGUAACCAGGUCUAUGGCGAUCCACCGCAGAUAGGUGAGCGAAGAGGCUCUGAUAUAACCAGUUUGUAGAGCAAGUCUAAUUAUACAGGUACACAAGUUUCCAGACAUACCAAACAAAUUCUCUCAACUUUUCGAUAGCUUGCAUAUAUGUUUUGCACUUCUUAAUUAUAGUCAUAGAGUAUGCGAUCUGCCACAAUCUGUAGUAGUAAUAUCAUCAAUUUUAACUCCAUAACCAGUAAAAAAUUAUUUGUUGUUUCCAAAUAAUGUUAUUAAUGAGAUUAAAACUGCUUAUUUACUGAAUGAUAAUUAUUUUUAAUAGUGGAAAACUAAUCAGUAUUGUAAUAUCAGACUAACUUUACUUCCUGAUCCAUUGCUAUUUUCUAUACCACUACAGGCUUACAUAUCUGGUUCCACAGCAUUGUGCACCCAGCGUGCUCUGCAAUUAGCGGCCACAGUUUUUCAUAAGUUGAUUGAUGACGCUAUGACGUUUAUUCAGAACUAUCAAUUAAAUGAUCAAGCACAUCCAUCGGGUUGUUGUAGUAAAGAUGAAGACGAUAAACGUCAAAACAAUCUAGGUGUAAUUCAUCAUGAUACGAAUGCUGGUGUCGUAUUUAAUCCAACAGUGAUAUUAUCGUAUCCAGGUCCGAUAAACUAUGGUGGUUGUAAGUGUGAUGAUACAUUUUGUACAAUACUUAAAACAUUUUGGAAUAUGGAUACGGGUGAUAUCAUUAUAAAACGUGAUUUAAAAAUUUUAAUACCAUUUAAUAAAGAUCAAACAUUAAUACAUAUCGAUUAUGUUUCUAUUGAUAUUACAUGUCAAUUUAAUCGUUUUAAUUGUACUAAUUCAACAUUUGAUAGUAACAAUAGUUCGUGUAUAGUACCACAAUCUGAAAUAGAAACAUAUGCAGUACCAUUUCUUGUAGGCUCUAUAACUAAUAUUGAAAUGAAUAGUACAAUGUUAAUGACAGUACUAAAUUUUCGUCCUGGUUUAUAUGUACAAGCUACAGCAGUUAAUAGUGAAACAUUAAAUAUAACUAUAGAAAGACUACCAUUACCAUUACCACCAUCAAUUGGACAAGCAUUAAUAAAACACAUACUAGUGCGAUCAGUGUCAAUAAUUAAUCCUAUAUUAUUGAAGCAUCCAUUAUUAUUACCAGUAGAAGUUGUUCCCUAUUUUCCUCAUCCAAGCUCACAUCUAUUUAAUUAUUUAAUUCUAAAUAAUUCACAAUCUCAAAAUGUUGGCUAUGGAUAUAUUGAUAUUACUAGUAAUGAAAUUCUGCAUUUUGAUGUUACGAAGCAUACACAGUCAAACUAUAAACAAAUCGAUUCCAUGAAUACAAGUAGAUACAGUAAAUCAUGUAGCAAAAUUGUUCAUGCUAAUCCUGUACAAUUAUUUGAUAAUAUAGACAAAACAUUAUUUGUAGAUAACAUUCGAUCAACAUAUCCUUUAGGCAUUUAUUUAUUAAUGUAUGAAUCAGAAUAUGAUAAUAUUCAAAAUACGAAUCGUAGUAUUGCUCGAUCUGGUUUGCAAAUGUCUCUUUAUGCAUUACUUACAACUUCAUAUUUGAAAACUACAAUAAUUACAAAACAUCACCAUAGUACAUUGAAUUAUGUUUCUGCACAAUGUAUGAAUACAACGAGUUUUUCAUCUAAUUUAGCAUACUAUAGUCUGUUACAAGAUUCAGUAACUGGUAUUAUAUUAGCAAUCAAUUUUAUGUGUUCAGAUUCAAAAUGUGAACAAUGUCAAUUUCAACAAGAAUUUUAUAUUGAUAUUAAACAAAAUCCAAUUUAUACACAAGAAUGUUUAAUAGGUAAAUAUAUUUCCAGUUAUAACAGAACAUUUUCAUUACGUAUGACUUUAUGGAUGAAUGAUGAUAAUAACAAUGAUAAACUAAAAACAUGCACUGUUAAUACAAAAUCGACAAAAACAAUUAUUCCUGAAUUAGAUUUUAAUUUAGCUAAACUUAAUAAUGUUUUUUUUAUUAACAUAUCCAAAUGUUGGUAG
Messenger RNA from Didymodactylos carnosus, 2464 nucleotides. The record is from the annotation of a GenBank genome assembly. Lineage: Eukaryota; Metazoa; Rotifera; Eurotatoria; Philodinida; Philodinidae.